Messenger RNA from Daphnia pulex (common water flea), 939 nucleotides. RefSeq names its product E3 ubiquitin-protein ligase RNF113A-like. Gene Ontology annotation, molecular function: metal ion binding. Gene Ontology annotation, biological process: snoRNA splicing. Gene Ontology annotation, cellular component: U2-type spliceosomal complex. NCBI's taxonomy places the organism in Eukaryota, Metazoa, Arthropoda, Branchiopoda, Diplostraca, Daphniidae. The transcript is spliced from 3 exons. The annotation marks the transcript as partial. The record is from RefSeq and is a predicted model, not a curated record.
ACAGUCCAGCAGGAGCUGAAAGGCAAAGCAGAUGACAAGAAAUAUCGUGGCCUGGCUAACUAUGCCCAGUACUACGAGAAAAGAGAUACAGCCCAAGGAAAUGCUGCAUCUGCCAAUGUGAGAAAAGGCCCCAUGCGAGCCCCAGCCAACAUCAGGUCAACAGUGAGAUGGGAUUACCAACCAGAUCUUUGUAAAGAUUACAAGGAAACGGGUUUCUGCGGUUUCGGAGACAGUUGAAAGUUCUUGCACGACCGUUCCGAUUAUAAAUUCGGAUGGCAGUUGGAGCGAGAAGAAAGGGGAAAAGAUGAGCCGGCUGAAGACGACUCAAAGUAUGAAAUACACUCGGACGACGAAGAUUUGCCCUUCAAGUGUUUCAUCUGUCGCGAGUCGUUCCAACAUCCCGUUGUUUCCAAGUGUAAGCAUUAUUUCUGCGAGGCCUGCGCCUUGAAACAUUACCGCAAAUCGCAGCGGUGUUUUGUUUGCGGCAAACAAACUUUUGGUGUCUUUAACCCGGCAAAGAGCCUCAUUGAGCGGCUCAAGUUGGAGGAAGAAGGCAAAACUUACAAGGAAGCAGACAGCGACGAGGAGCUCAACAACUUGGAAUUGAUUAUGCAGCCGUCUGGCAGCACUACUGGUAAACCUAAGGGAGCAACAGCAGAUGUGGAGGAGAUUGAGCACAUUCACUACGCAGACGAAGGAGUCGUGGCCAACGAUACGGAUUCAGAUGAUGACAGCGAUUGAGGAUAAGAUCAUCUUUAUUUUUUUUCCCCUAUCAUUCACGUGUAAGAAUACAUUAUUUUGUAAUUCCUUUUUUUUUUAAAUAAUGCUUUGAAUUGACGUAUAAAGUGUAUUUAACUUUAACGAGUGAAUUUGCAUAGGCACACAAUUAAAUUUUUGUUUUAAUCAUUUCAUCAAUUCAUUAAAAUUUAUCAAGACUCA